Molecule: messenger RNA, 939 nt
Organism: Haemonchus placei
Lineage: Eukaryota; Metazoa; Nematoda; Chromadorea; Rhabditida; Trichostrongylidae
Source: the annotation of a GenBank genome assembly
AUGGGUGGACAGGAGUUUUCGUAUGUACCGAAGAUUAUGAAUGGCGGGUUGGCAGGUAUAGUAGGUGUAACUUGUGUGUUUCCAAUUGACCUCGUCAAGACUCGACUACAGAACCAACCUAUUCUACCUAAUGGAGAGGUCCAGUACAAAGGAAUAGUUGACUGCGCAAAGCAGACAUGGAGGUCCGGUGGUAUUUCCGCGUUUUCGAAGAUUCGUGCCUUGUACUCUGGAUCAGCCGUCAACAUAGUCCUGAUCACUCCUGAAAAAGCCAUUAAGUUGGUGGCUAAUGACUUCUUUCGGCAUCAUCUGGCAGUGCCCGGAGAGAAGAAUCUCUCAGCAUGGCGAGGAAUGGUAGCGGGAGGAAUGGCUGGCAUGUUCCAGAUUAUAGUGACCACUCCUAUGGAGCUCUUAAAAAUACAAAUGCAGGAUCAAGGUCGAACUGCAGUACCCGGUCAAAAAAAAGUGACAGCACUCGAGCUCACUGUCAAGCUGCUGAAAGAGAAAGGGAUAGCAGGGUUAUAUAAAGGAUUAGGAUCUACUUUCGCUAGAGACGUCACAUUCUCCGUGAUGUAUUUUCCAUUGUUUGCAUAUCUCGACUCUCUGGGACCACGUAAAAGCGAUGGAAGCGGAGAUGCUGUUUUUUGGACCUCUUUUGUGGCCGGACUCGCAGCAGGGGCUUCAUCGUCAUUUGCAGUGACUCCUCUCGAUGUGAUCAAAACAAGAAUGCAAACAAUCAAGAAAGGAGAACAUGAAAUAAAAUACAAAAACAUAGGAGAUGCUUUCAUUAAAAUUCUUCAAAUGGAAGGACCCCGCGCUCUUUUCAAAGGAGCUGCAUGCCGUAUGAUGGUUAUGGCACCACUUUUUGGAAUCGCUCAAACAGUUUACUAUAUUGGAGUUGCAGAAAAGAUAUUGGGAGUUCAAAAAGCGACUCAUGUUUAA